AUGGUGUCGAGCGAUGACAUCUCCCUGGUCAGGGACUCGAACUCUGACCAACACGAGGCCGUGCCGGGCAUGAGCUCCUCGGAGGCUCUGGAGAGCGGUAACAAACACCGGCGACCUCACCGCAAAUCCCGGCUCGGCUGCCAGCCGUGCAAGAAGAGGAAGAUCAAGUGCGACGAGGCCCGACCCUCCUGUCUCAACUGCGUCCGCAGGGAGGUCGACUGCAGCUUCCCCCUCGAGUCCGUCGUCCACCAGGACCCGGCCACCGGGGUCUGCGGCUGCCGGUACUCAGGGUGUCGGCCCGGGGCCAGCCAGCACAGCUCCGCCAGCAGCUCCACCGAGCCCCUGGCGCGAGCCCAGUCCGGACCAGAUCGUGUGCCAGGCGAUCUACGGAGCCUCCUGGAAGAGCAGUCCACGAAGAUGGAUAUCAUGUCGCGGCGGCUUAGUUCCAUGGAGAGCGCGAUGGCGCAGCUUACCCAAACGGGACUCUACCAGCCGGCACUGAGCUAUUCCGACGCAGCAUUGCUUAGUCACUUCUUCACCAACACGGUCCCUACCAUGAUCGUGGAUGACGGAGGAGGAGGAGGAAGAGACUUCUGGCAUGUGCGGUUGCCAGAUCUCAGCUCUCGACACCCCCACGUCCUCCAUCUUCUGCUGGCGCUCGCCGCCCUGCACAAGAGCCGGUCGUGCCCGCAGCAUCAGUUCGCUCACCUCCUGGAGCAGGCCGAGCGGCACCAGCUCCUCGGCAUCCAGGGCACCACGCCCCUUCUCGGGAACAUCGACGACGACCACUACGAGGUGGCGUACACGUCGGCCGUCCUCAUCGGGCUCGUCAACCUGGCGAUGGGCCCCCGCCAGGGGGAGUACGUCGCCUUCAGCGAUCACGGCGCGGCCAAUUUCCUGGGCCUGCUGCGCGGCGUCCGGUCCAUCAAAUCCCACCACGAUCAACGCGCUCCGCCGCCGGAGAUUCCGCCGCCGUGUACGUGGACCGCGAGCAGGAUCAGGGUGGCGGAGCUGGGGUUUCAGGCCGGCGGCCAUUACGGAGAGCACCUGCAGCGCCUGCGCCACCUCGUCGAGGAAAUCGCCGACGACGGGCUGAGGGGUUCGUACGUCGCUGCCAUGGACGACCUCGAGCAGUUCUUCGUCUGUAUGGACGGGCCCGACGUGGCCACGUACUACAUGAGCCCGUUCGGGUGGCUGUACCGCAUCUCGGACAGUUUCCUCGGCAGGAUACAGGACAAGGAGCCCCUCGCGCUCGCCAUGCUGAGUUGUUUCACCGUCGUGCUCAAGGGGCUGGAGAGCGGCUGGGCGGCGGACGGGUGGGCGGAUCACAUCAUGUCUGGCAUCUGGAUUUACCUGGCCCCAGAGUAUAGAGAUAUGGUGCGAUGGCCGAUGCAGAGGUUGGGCUGGGAGCCGGGCGAGGAGGAUGUUCCACUGCGCGUAGCUCUGGCUUCGACCCCUUUGACCACGCACACGUAG
Colletotrichum higginsianum IMI 349063 is the source of this 1476-nucleotide messenger RNA. RefSeq names its product Retinol dehydrogenase 12. The record is from RefSeq and is a predicted model, not a curated record. Gene Ontology annotation, molecular function: DNA-binding transcription activator activity, RNA polymerase II-specific; zinc ion binding. NCBI's taxonomy places the organism in Eukaryota, Fungi, Ascomycota, Sordariomycetes, Glomerellales, Glomerellaceae. The coding region runs from base 1 to 1476 and encodes 491 amino acids. Gene Ontology annotation, biological process: regulation of transcription by RNA polymerase II. The transcript has a single exon.